Periconia digitata is the source of this 1683-nucleotide messenger RNA. NCBI's taxonomy places the organism in Eukaryota, Fungi, Ascomycota, Dothideomycetes, Pleosporales, Periconiaceae. The record is from the annotation of a GenBank genome assembly.
GCCUUUAUUUGCUUGGCCUCACAGCGCACACACAACAAGAUGGAGAACAAGCAGGGCCCUAUUGAGCCGGUGGUCAGCACUGGAUCGGACCAUGGAGGCCACAAUUAUGGCGACGAGAAGGUCUCCACCGGUCAUCGCAGAAGCAGCGUCAACGCCGAAGUGCUGCAAGGCGAGAUAUUUGAUGAACGCUAUGAGACGACGCACAGAGGGCUGAAAUCGAGGCAUGCGCAAAUGAUUGCCCUCGGAGGUACCAUCGGUACUGGACUAUUCGUAGGAUCCGGUCAAACCCUCGCGCGCGGUGGCCCAGCAUUCAUUCUCGGCAGCUACUGCUUCAUGUCCUUUCUCAUCUUCUGCGUCGUCUCGGGUAUUGUCGAAGUCGCGGCCUACCUGCCCACUCCCGGUUCGUCGAUGAACUUGUUUGGUUACCGCUACGUCUCCAAGUCGCUAGGGUUCGCUAUGGCGGGUUUGGUCAUUGAGUAUUGGAAUCCCCCUGUCAACAUUGCAGUGUGGAUCACAAUCAUGAUUGUUGUUAUUGUCGGGCUCAAUGUUUUGCCUGUUAAGUUCUACGGUGAAACUGAGUUCUGGUUUGCCGGUACAAAAGUUAUCAUGAUGACAGCUCUGCUUAUUUUGUCUUUCAUCCUUUUCUGGGGAGGAGGCCCCGACCGCGACAGACUCGGCUUUCGAUACUGGAAAGAUCCCGGGGCAGCAAACACAUAUCUCGCAAGUGGCGACACUGGGCGCUUCCUAGCUUUACUAUCGACCUUUGUGCUUUCAGCUUUCCCGUUCACGUUCGCUCCAGAGCUGCUGAUCGCUACGGGAGGAGAAAUGCAGUCCCCGAGACGUAACCUGCCUAUUGCUGCUCGACGAUACAUCUACCGACUGAUAUUCUUCUACAUUGGCAGUGUCCUUGCCAUUUCCGUGACUUGUCCAUCCAACGAUCCCGCGCUUACAUCGGGCGACAAAGGCGCUGGAGCGUCAGCCUUCGUCGUAGGUAUCAAAAACGCCGGCAUUCCCGUCCUCGACUCCAUCAUCAACGCCGGUAUCAUCCUCUCGGCCUGGUCCUCCGGAAACUCGUUCCUAUACCUAUCAUCCCGCUCGCUCUACUCCCUGGCCCUCUCCGGCAACGCACCUAAAAUAUUCAAAACAUGCUCAAAGAGCGGAGUGCCCUACUGGGCCGUCGCAGCAUCCUCACUCUUCUGCGCCCUCGCAUACCUCAACGUCGCAUCCUCGGGCGCCAUCGUCUUCAACUGGUUCGUCAACCUCACAAACACAUCUGGCUUCAUAUCGUGGAUCUGCUGCGGGAUCGUAUAUCUGCGCUUCCGCAAAGCGCGAGAGGCACAACAAAUCCCUUUAUCCUCUUUACCCUACAAGAACAAAUUUGGUCGCGCGGGCGCCAUUAUCUCCAUCACCGGCUUCGUAUUUCUUCUCCUCAUCAACGGGUUCAACGUCUUCUGGCCGCAAAAUUGGAACGCGUCGAGUUUCUUGACCGCGUAUGUUGGGAUUCCGAUUUUCUUGGUGAUAUACUUUGGGCAUCGGGUUUAUUCAUGGAGCGAGCCGUGGAUGUAUCCUCCUUUGGAGGUAGAUUUGCAGACAGGGAUGGAUAGGGUUUUGGAGGAGGAGACGCCGCCGAAGAGUACGGACGGGGAAGCUUGGUAUAUGAAGGUUAAACGAGUUUGGUCGUAG